AUGCAGUGCAGCUGCAGCUCCUCGGCAGCGGGACACCUUUCAUCGCCUUACUGGAGUCGAACAGUGCUGUUCCCCGACUGGGCCUACAGACCCUCCUGGUCCCCGGGGUCCCGGCAGGUCCAGCUGUGGCACUUCCUGCUGGAGCUGCUGGGGGGGGGGGAGGCCGGAGCCAUCGGCUGGGGGGGGAGUGGGGGAGAGUUUGUGAUCCGGGACCCCGAGAGGCUGGCCAGGCUGUGGGGGGAGAGGAAGGGCAAACCUCACAUGAACUACGACAAACUCAGCCGUGCACUCAGAUACUACUACAACAAACACAUCCUGCACAAGACCAAAGGGAAGAGAUUCACCUACAAGUUCAACUUCAGCAAACUCAUCCUGGUCAACUAUCCGGGAUAUCCUCCUCCACCUCCUCCACCUCUGCUGCAGACCAUUCCUCUUCCUCUUCUCCCUCCUGAGGGUGGUCUUCCUCUGUGUUCAGGAUCCAGGUCGCUGACAGACACAGCACUUCAUCCCAUGCCUCACCCCUUCUUGCUCCCAUGCUGCCUCCCUAAGCCAAUCUCGAUGCCCCGGGCUCUCCACUUCCCCUUCUCCUCCCCCCCUUCACAUCCGGGGGUCAACUUUAGGGAGUCGGGCCUCCCACCUCUCCCCUCGGACCUUCACAUCGGCGCUAACGGCUGGCAGCAAAAGAGCCUCGCAGGAUGGGAUCUGAGCCACAUCAGCCGAAGACGGUUUGGAGAAGUGAAGCAAACUGAAGAAGAAGAAGAGAGGAAUGUGGGGGAGAGAGAGUGAGGAAGAGGAGCAACAGAUGGACUGCUUUACCUCUUCAAAUCUCUUGUCAUUUUGUGUAACUGUAAAGUAGUUUAUUAUUCAGAUUAUUUAUUAAGUUGGACCAUGA
This is a messenger RNA of Trematomus bernacchii (emerald rockcod), 892 nucleotides long. Its product is annotated as ETS domain-containing transcription factor ERF-like. Gene Ontology annotation, biological process: regulation of transcription by RNA polymerase II; cell differentiation. NCBI's taxonomy places the organism in Eukaryota, Metazoa, Chordata, Actinopteri, Perciformes, Nototheniidae. The record is from RefSeq and is a predicted model, not a curated record. Gene Ontology annotation, molecular function: sequence-specific DNA binding; DNA-binding transcription factor activity, RNA polymerase II-specific. Gene Ontology annotation, cellular component: nucleus.